Messenger RNA from Dioscorea cayenensis subsp. rotundata (Guinea yam), 1356 nucleotides. Its product is annotated as ribonucleoside-diphosphate reductase small chain A. The record is from RefSeq and is a predicted model, not a curated record. Lineage: Eukaryota; Viridiplantae; Streptophyta; Magnoliopsida; Dioscoreales; Dioscoreaceae. The coding region runs from base 175 to 1194 and encodes 339 amino acids. Gene Ontology annotation, biological process: deoxyribonucleotide biosynthetic process. The transcript has 9 exons. Gene Ontology annotation, molecular function: oxidoreductase activity.
UCCUCCCAUUUGGAAAGCCCUUUCAAUAAAAAAGACAAGUGAAACCGAGACCCAUUCUCUUUGUCUUGCUCUCAAAAUCCCUCCUUUUCUUGUAGAUUUCAUGGCGAUGGGGUUUUUCUAGGGGUUUUCUAGGGUUUCCUUGCCUUUCUUGGUGCUCUGGUGCGGCGUAGAGGGAUGGGUUCGGAGAAGAAGGAGAGUGAUGGAGAGGAGGAAGUGAUGGAGGAGCCGUUGCUUGCGGAGAGUUCACAGAGGUUUUGCAUGUUCCCAAUCAAGUAUAGAGAGCUCUGGGAGAUGUACAAGAAGGCUCUGGCUAGUUUCUGGACUGCUGACGAAGUUGACCUCUCAUGUGACGUUCAACAUUGGGAAACUUUGCUGGAUUCUGAGAAGCACUUCAUAAGCCACGUGCUAGCAUUUUUUGCAUCGUCUGAUGGUAUUGUCCUGGAGAACCUUGCAGCAAGAUUCUUGAAGGAUGUUCAAAUUCCUGAGGCUCGAGCAUUUUAUGGCUUUCAGAUAGCCAUGGAGAACAUUCAUUCUGAGAUGUACAGCCUACUUCUUGAGACAUUUAUUAAAGAUCCUAAAGAGAAGCACAUGUUGUUUAAUGCUAUUGAAAACGUUCCUUGUGUAGCAAAGAAGGCUAAGUGGGCAUUGGACUGGAUUGAAAGCUCCAAUUCAUUUGCAGAGAGGCUUGUGGCCUUUGCCUGUGUUGAGGGGAUAUUUUUCUCUGGAAGUUUCUGUGCCAUAUUUUGGCUGAAAAAGAGGGGUCUCAUGCCAGGCUUGACCUUCUCAAAUGAGCUGAUUUCAAGAGAUGAAGGUCUCCAUUGUGACUUUGCAUGCCUUUUAUACAGACUUCUAGUUAAACAUCUCAGUUGGCAAAAGGUCCACAAAAUCAUUCACGACGCCGUUGAGAUUGAAAUAGAAUUUGUUUGCGAUGCCCUUCCGUGUGAUUUGAUUGGGAUGAAUUCAGUGCUCAUGAGCCAAUACAUUAGAUUCGUCGCCGAUCACCUAUUGGUUUCCUUGGGAUGCCAGAAGAAGUACAAUGUCGAUAACCCAUUUGAGUGGAUGGAAUUCAUCUCUCUGCAGGGUAAAGCUAAUUUCUUCGAGAAACGAGUAGGAGAUUAUCAGAAGGCGUCGGUGAUGUCAAACCUCCAAAAUGGGAAUGGAAGUUAUGUAUUUAGGACCGACGAAGACUUCUAGACACAGCAAGUGUGUCUGAUCUCCAGGUGCUCGCAAGGCCGUCUUGCAUCGAUUGCUUAUGACAUCUUUAUUAGGAGAGAUUGAAAUUUUUGUUUCCCUUUUGUUUGUUGUUAAGAAUCAAGAUACAUGAUUGAUUGAGUUUAAAAACUCUCUUUUUUGGCA